Messenger RNA from Vavraia culicis subsp. floridensis, 2416 nucleotides. RefSeq lists its product as uncharacterized. The transcript has a single exon. Gene Ontology annotation, cellular component: exocyst. Bases 1 to 2379 code for a protein of 792 amino acids. Lineage: Eukaryota; Fungi; Microsporidia; Pleistophoridae. The record is from RefSeq and is a predicted model, not a curated record.
AUGAACGGCGACAGCAAGGUAAAUUCGAUAUUGAAAGAACUAAUGGUUGACUGGGAUGACCUGGCACAGGCGGACUACAACCCUUUAAAGAAUGCGCUGGAAUUAAAUGACGACAGUUCUUUGGUGGCAACCAAUUUCAGAAAUUUUUAUCACAAAAUAGAUGCUGCUAUGGCGGAGAUAAUAAAAAAUAAGUACCGGGGAUUUAAUGACUCAGUGCUGAUAUACACCGACAUAAAUAACCUCUAUUUGAAACUUAACAAACUGAUUCUGGACAUGGUUGAGAAAACUAAGGACUGUAUGCACUCUCUUGAUUUGGACAUCAGCAAAAUAGAAAAAGAAAGUAUAGAGAUAAAGAAGCAGCGGAAAAUACAGGAAUAUGCUUCGGACGUAAAUGAAUUGUACAGGACUUAUGUAAUAUAUGAGAAGAAAUUGGCGGAAGAGGACUUUGAAUUCUGCACAGAGACAAUAAUAAAGAUUUUGGAGACAGAUUUGGAUGAGGUAGAGGCCGUCAAGGAGAUGAAAUCCGUUUUUUACCACAAAAGAAAACAGUUCUUGAAUGUGUUGCACAGGAAAUUGGAUGAAUAUAUCUUUGAAGAAAAUGAAAUGAAAAACGAAAUUGAGCCUUCACAGGACAUCGAGAGCGUAAUUUUUCGAGAAAGACGGUUGUUGAGCUAUGUGGUGCAAUUGGAUGGACUGCUAGAAUUUGAUAAUCACGUGUUUUAUAAUCUUAAGUUCAACUUUUACAGGAAAGUUAACGAAAUCAUUAGUUCUGGAAUCGAGCUAGCAGAUGUUUUUCGGUGUACCAUCGAUCUUUUCUUCAACAUAAUGAAGAAAUUAUGUCAAUUCUCUCACAACCUCCAGAUGGACGAUGAGGAGAAUUUCUACGGUGAAAAAUACACGAAAUUUAGAAUAUUUUGCCUGAACGGGCAACAAAAUGUUAAAGGAGAGCUGAAAGAAGAACUAUUACGCCUUGUACACAGCUAUUCAAGAACAAAACGAGUCUUUGAUACGAAGUUUAAAGUUGAAAAUUUGAUCGAUUUCGUGAAUUACGAGGGAUUGUACGAAAACAAAUAUAAAAUCUACGAAAGGAUGGUGGUGAGAGAUGAAAACAAGUGCUUAUACGCGGAUUAUACACUUAUAAAGAAACCAUCAAUCAGCAACUUGUUUUUGUUCUAUGACGUUUUGAAGGGAAAGUUUGGGAAUUCAACCGAUGAAGAGAAGGGCCAAAAUUUGCUUUGUAAUGAUAAGGCAGAAGGAAGAUCAGCCAAGGCAGGUAGUCAUGCGGAAGACGGUAUGAAGACAUCGGAAUCACACCAAGAAGGAUCUGUUGAUCAGGAAAUUCACAAAUUAACGAGUUUAAAAGUGACAGCUAAAAAACUAAGAUCAGAAUGCAAAACAGAAUUGCUCGGUGAAAUAGCACGUUAUAUCAGGAAAAUGCUUAAAAAAGAGGACAAAAAUCUGAAGCACAGGAUUGUCCGGAUAUUGAACAAGGAAUUCUCUAUGGAAAGAGACUACAAAACGCAGCGCCUUUUUUUCUUUACACAUUUCAUUAAUUACUUUAAGCCAUUCAGUGGUCGAAUUUUGUUCCUGAAGAAUUUUCUGUGGUCUUUUGAGUACGUAACCAAGAAAUUUGAGGAUUGCUUUGCAUCAUUCUUCCGAUCGCAGGUGAUUCAUGACUCAGUCUACAAUAACGGGCAUGUAAACAGCAAUGAACAAAUAUUUGAAUGCUUUAAAAGGCAAAUAUUAGUCAAAAACAUCGUAUACGACAACUUAGCCAUUAAGAAAUCAAAUUUUGAUAAAAUAGUGUUUGCGAUCUUGAGUCUGAGGGAUCUCAUAGAUUUUUACAAAUUGAAUGUUAAGGAGCUGGAAAUAAUUAAUAAGAAUCAGAAAGCCGAGAGCAUCUUAUCGAACUUACAGGACAUUUACAAUGCAUACAACGUAUCGUUGUCUCUGGAAAUAGUUUUGAACGUUUUUUAUUUUUUUGACAAAUUUUAUCGUGACAAUGAUCGGUCGUUCGCAGAGCUGUUAAAGGUUGUAAAUGACAUAAAAAGGAGUCUAUGCUACCUGCGUGUAGAAAAGGAACAGUUUCUGUACUUUAACAUUUAUCUGUCAUCAGAAAUGAAUGUUUCUCCCUACUUUAUUUCGAUAUUUGAUGUUCUGAAUUUUUACAUCAUUAAAAAUAUCAGAAAACUGAAGGUUAGCAACGACAAUGAGCUAAAAACAUUUGUUAAUGAUCUAAAAGACGUUGAGGAGAUGCUUCAGGGAUUGAGUUUGGGACAGGUUGAAGGCUUUGAUGAGAGUUUCAGCUUCUUUGAAGAUGUGCUGAAGGACAAGUGUGCGAGUGAAGAGGCCAAACUUCUUAGAUCUAAGAUCAACUGAGAAUGUGGCGCUGCAUCGGUGUAAGUUGCAAAUAAAC